UUAAUUAUAGCAAUCAUAUAUUAAGACAUAGCCAUCAUAUACGACAUUAUAGCCGUCAUGGCUAACCUACUAGUCUUGUCCAGUCAACCAUGGCUAAUACCGCUGCUGCUCUGGCUCCUGACUGCUGUAAGCGCGCUGCAGACGCAUGCUACGCAGAAGGAGCGCAUCCUGCAGAUCCUACAGGACUACGACGUCAACGAGUGGCCAGACUUCCAGUACGGCAGGCCUACAGUUGUGGACGUACAGAUGUACUUCAACUCGUUCGGCUCGCUGAGCGCCGCUAAUAUGGACUUCACGAUAGAUUUGUUCCUGCGCCAGCGAUGGCGAGAUCAACGUUUGGCCUACAGUGGAGGCCUACCCAGCUAUACCAUCAUAGACCCUCAGCUGCAGCAAAAAAUAUGGAAACCCGAUACGUUUUUCGACAACGUCAAGCAAGCGUCUCUGCACACCGUCACCGUGCCUAACGUCUUGUUACGUGUCAACCAGAGUGGUGACGUGUUAUACAGCCUCAGGUUAACCCUAACGCUAACCUGCGCUCUAGAGCUCGAACUCUUCCCAUUCGACGCCCAACGCUGCUUCGUGAAGCUUUCUUCAUACGCACAUAUGGACAACGUCAUCAAAUAUUACUGGUGGCGGCAGGGCAAGGCGCUCGAAAUCGACGAAAACAUCGAAAUCAGUCAAUUCGACUUACUGGAGAACUACACUGAGGAACGAACUGUCGUACUUACAACUGGAAACUUCAGCGGCUUGACGGCGCAUUUCGCCCUGCGGCGGCAGAACGGCUACCAUCUCCUACAGACCUACAUCCCUACCAUCCUCAUCGUCUCCAUAUCCUGGGUAUCCUUCUGGCUUGACCCUAACGCAGUUCCUGGCAGGGUAUCCUUGGGAGUGACGACCCUCCUAACCCUGACAACCCUGGCUUCUGGCAUCAGGCAGUCCCUGCCUCCGGUGUCUUAUGUCAAGGCAAUCGACGUGUGGAUCGGUGUAUGCAUGAUCAUGGUGUUCGGUGCUCUGCUGGAGUUCACCUUCGUCAACUACCUCGCCAACAAGAAGAUGGUAGACUCGCGUCUACCUGAGAUCAUUCAUCUACCAAGAUGCUUGGCCGGAUAUCCGGAGAUUGUGGAGGACCCAAUAGCCGGUGAACAAAAGAAGGAAGGUUACGGCUCUACCUACAUCUUCUACGCUCGGGCCGUUGAUCGUCUGUCCCGCAUCGUCUUCCCUGGAGGCUUCUUGAUCUUCAACCUCAUCUACUGGCCCUACUACAUCAUCCUACAGCGCGCCAUAGCUUGACCGACAUCAUCUUAAAACUUACGACCAUCGAAUAAAUUACUAACAUCGUAGAACUUACGACUAAGCAUUUUUUUUUAGACGUUUUUUAACUUCUUUAUAGUUACUUAUUAAGCCUCAGCGGCGCUGGAAGGUCCAGCCCAGAGCACCAGCUGAGCAGGGCUGUGUCACGGUGACGUCAUCAGCAGCUGGACUCAUGCACCAGCUGGACGCUGCGUGUACCAGCUGCUGGAGCCCAGCGUCGUAUGUCCAGCGCUGGAGGGGGGGGGGUGGUUGUUAUCUUUUUACUUUUCUGAAGUGUUUAUAUAUUUAAUGUUUAUAUAUGUGA
Molecule: messenger RNA, 1615 nt
Organism: Hyalella azteca
Lineage: Eukaryota; Metazoa; Arthropoda; Malacostraca; Amphipoda; Hyalellidae
Product: glycine receptor subunit alpha-1
Exons: 13
Coding region: 58-1290 (410 amino acids)
Biological process (GO): chemical synaptic transmission; regulation of membrane potential; signal transduction
Cellular component (GO): membrane; synapse; neuron projection
Molecular function (GO): neurotransmitter receptor activity; transmembrane signaling receptor activity; chloride channel activity
Source: RefSeq, a predicted model, not a curated record